Molecule: messenger RNA, 849 nt
Organism: Daldinia caldariorum
Lineage: Eukaryota; Fungi; Ascomycota; Sordariomycetes; Xylariales; Hypoxylaceae
Exons: 2
Coding region: 1-849 (282 amino acids)
Source: RefSeq, a predicted model, not a curated record
AUGGCACCGCCCUCAACAGGCGAUAGCGAACAGGACAUCCUCUUGGACAAUAUUCCUCAGGAGCUGUAUGACAUUAUCAUCAAACGUCUUCUAGAGGACACAAGUAUGUGUGCCUGGUUUAAGCUUCGUUCAAUCUGUCGAUCCUGGAAAGCGGAAAUUGAGAAACUUUUCGCGAAGAAGUAUCUCAGCAAAACCACCAUCGAAGUUUUCGAUGACGGUGUAUCGAGCUUUUCGAUGAAAUUUGACAGUCUUUUGGAGAAUGACACAGUUGCAGUAUUCAAAUCAUCGGACUCAGCGUUCACGGGACGGAACCUUCGUUCUUUGGUUCGCGGAGCGACCACCGUGGAAGGGCUUUUCGAGCGUAGUUUCCACCUCGUUACCGUCGCAGACGAGGCGUGCAGCGAUCCUAAGCUAGACGGGCUACAGGUAAAUAUCGCAGAAGGAACCGCAUCUCUGCCUUGGAUCCCCAUGAUGAGUCAGGUAUUAGGCGAUGAAGUUCGUCUCCGUCGUCGCACAGUGGCUAUCUGCGACUCGGGAACACAACCAAAUCCACAGGCCCGGGGUCUCAAUAGCCAUCAUAGACCAUUGAAGCUCGGAUCGGACUGGUCUACAAAUCGAGCUAUGAGACCGAUGUUACUCUACUCGAUUGGUAGAGUUAGUUCCUUCAAGACGGAGAUCGAGAACGUUCGAAAUUCGCGAAUCAUAAGACAGUAUCAUUUAAGCCAAGAGCAGGACGAAGCUUUGGCUAAUGAUGUCGGCACAGUAGAUACUUUUGGCAGGAUCCAUAAGAUAUUCCUCGCACGAAAGGCUUCUAGAUCCCAAUGGAUAAGACUGGAGCAGAUGCAGUAA